Messenger RNA from Patiria miniata (bat star), 4361 nucleotides. RefSeq names its product puromycin-sensitive aminopeptidase-like (gene npepps). Bases 176 to 2782 code for a protein of 868 amino acids. Gene Ontology annotation, cellular component: cytoplasm. Gene Ontology annotation, biological process: peptide catabolic process; proteolysis. The record is from RefSeq and is a predicted model, not a curated record. The transcript is spliced from 17 exons. Lineage: Eukaryota; Metazoa; Echinodermata; Asteroidea; Valvatida; Asterinidae. Gene Ontology annotation, molecular function: zinc ion binding; peptide binding; metalloaminopeptidase activity.
UCGCACUGCAUUUUUGUGCACUGCAUGCAUGCUCCAUCCAUCGCGUCGGAGUUAACCACCUACGCGUUAUACUGACUUGUCGCCCUCCUCUAGCUGCACGUAGCGUUGCCGGUGGUUAUACCUCUGUACUUUUGUUCUAACUAACGUUAGUUGUGAAUAUUACAAUCAACCCAAAAUGCCGGAGAAGAAACCAUUUGAGCGAUUGCCAAAGACGGUUGUGCCCUCGAACUACAAGCUAAAACUUGCGCCCGAUCUCAAGCAAUUCACGUUCGCUGGAGAUGUGGCUGUGGCCGUUUUGGUGAAUGAGGCAACACCGAAGAUAGUGCUCAACUGUGUUGACAUCAAGAUCUCCAAGGCAUCAUUUGUUUCUGGUGGAAAGGAUGUCUCAACUAGUGAUAUCAGCUACAGUCCUGAGAAUGAGACUGCCACCCUGACAUUCCCAAACCCUUUGGAGACAGGCAAGGGGGAGUUGCGUCUUGAGUUCACUGGGGAACUGAAUGAUAAGAUGAAGGGUUUCUACCGAGGCAAGUACACCACACCGGAGGGAGAGGAACGCUUCUGUGCUGUGACUCAGUUUGAGGCCACUGAUGCAAGAAGAGCAUUUCCGUGCUGGGAUGAGCCAGCGAUUAAGGCCACCUUUGAUGUGACUUUGGUGGCACCAGCUGAUCGAGUGGCAUUGUCCAAUAUGAAUGUAGUAAGCGACCAGCCCAGCCCAGAUGACCCCAAACUCAAGGUGGUGACCUUUGGCCAGACACCUGUCAUGUCCACCUACCUGCUGGCCUUUGUGGUGGGUGAGUUUGACUACGUUGAGGGCACCUCGCUGGAUGGUGUCUGUGUCAGGGUUUACACCCCUCUCUCCAAAAAGGAGCAAGGGCAGUUUGCUCUUGAGGUUGCAGUGAAGACAUUGCCCUUCUACAAGGAAUACUUCAAUGUGGCUUAUCCUCUCCCCAAGAUUGAUCUGAUCGCCAUUCCAGACUUUGCUGCCGGGGCCAUGGAGAACUGGGGUCUUGUUACUUACAGAGAAAGUGCUCUUCUGGUGGAUCCAAAGAACUCAUCAGCAUCAGGCAAACAGUGGGUGGCAUUAGUUGUGGGCCAUGAGCUUGCACACCAGUGGUUUGGCAACCUUGUCACCAUGGAGUGGUGGACCCAUCUCUGGCUGAACGAGGGCUUUGCAUCGUGGAUCGAAUACCUGUGCGUGGACCACUGCUUCCCAGAAUACGAAAUCUGGACGCAAUUCAUCACUACAGAUUACACCCGUGCACUGGGGUUGGAUGCACUGAAGAGUAGCCACCCUAUUGAGGUGCCCGUCGGCCACCCAGAUGAAAUUGAUGAGAUUUUUGAUCUGAUCUCCUACUCCAAGGGCAGUUCCAUCAUCCGGAUGCUGCAUGACUACAUUGGCGAUGAGACUUUCAGAAAGGGUAUGAACGUGUACCUGACACGUUUCAAGUACUCCAACACCUUCACUGAGGACUUAUGGGAAGCCUUGGGGGAGGCCAGCGGCAAAUGCAUCAAGGAGCUGAUGAGUACCUGGACUCUACAGAUGGGAUUCCCUGUGUUGAAGGUGUCCUCUGAGCAGCAGGGGACAUCCAGAGUGCUGUCUAUCUCGCAGAGCAAAUUCUGCGCUGAUGGACCCAUUGAAGGUGAGAGUCCUCAGUGGAAGGUCCCCAUAAACAUUGCCACCAGUGGCAAUCCCACCAAGUCAGCACACACGGUCCUACUGGAGAAACCUAGCAUUACUGUUACCCUGGAGAACGUUCAACCAGACCAGUGGGUCAAGUUGAAUCCUGGAACAGUUGGGUUUUACCGUGUGCACUAUUCCAGUGAGAUGCUGGAUGCCUUACUACCAGGAAUCAGAGAUGGUUCCAUGCCUCCGCGCGACAGACUAGGCCUGGAGAGUGACCUCUUUGCAUUGGCCAAGGCAGGUCAGGCCAACACUGUGGACGUCCUGAAGGUCAUAGAGGCCUUCUCCAACGAGACCAACUACACUGUCUGGACUGAGCUGGCCACCAACCUGGGAGCUCUGGCUAAACUGCUGACCAACACUGACUUUGGCCACCUGCUGAAGGAGUUCACUAAGACCUUGUUCAAAAAUGGCUACGAGAAGCUUGGAUGGACACCCAAGGAUGAUGAAGGGCAUCUUGACUCCAUGUUGCGGAGCCUGACCAUCCGAGUAAUGGGUCGUAAUGGGCAUGCUCAUGCUGUGGAAGAGGCCCACAAACGCUUCAAGAAUCACUGCUCGGGUGUGGAGCUGAUACCAGCUGACCUGCGGGCUCCAGUUUAUCUCACAGCAUUGUCUCAUGGCGAUCAGACAACAUUUGAUGAAAUUCUGAAGCUUUUCAGGGCUCAGGAUCUCCAGGAGGAAAAGGAUCGUAUCUUGAGGACUCUAGGAUCCAUCAAGGACCCAAGCUUGAUGCAGAAAGUCUUAGAUUUCGCACUCACGGAAGAAGUUCGUGCCCAGGACACUGUGUUUGUGAUUGGUGGGCUGACGGGUACCAAGGAAGGCCAGCAGCUAGCAUGGACGUUCUUGCAGCAAAAAUGGACGGAGCUGAUAACACGCUACUCUGGUGGCUUCCUGCUGUCUAGGCUGGUGCAGUACUGCACUGAAGGCUUUGCCUCCGAGGAAAAAGCCCAAGAGGUGGAGGCUUUCUUCAAGACUCACGAGGCUCCAUCUGCCGAGAGGACAGUCAAGCAGUCAGCAGAGAACAUCCGUCUGAGUGCAAGAUGGCUGGCCCGGGAUGCCUCCAACAUCGAGGCUUGGCUCAAGACCAAAUCACAGCUGUAGAGUAGGGUUUGAAUCAAGUGUGGCUUUUUGAGUUGGGGGGGGGGUCCUUCUCUGCAGCAAUUUUUGGGUGUAAUUCUGUAAAGAUAGUGCAAACUUUUGUAAUCACAGUGAAAAAGCUGAGUGAGUAAUUUUGUCAGAACGUCGGUGGUGAACCAAAUAUGUGGUGUCUAAUGCUUAAGAAAAAAAUUCAGUUGAAAACCAAACUUCGGUAGACGGCUCUGAGGAUGAUGUUUGGCAACAAACAAUGAUGAACAUUGCUUCGCUUUUUGCAAAUGUUGCCAAGGUUUGCUUGCGUUGCAUUGACUUGGCAAUGAAUGUAGUUUUCAAUGUAACACAGAUGUGACACAAAUAUCAUGUUUGACAUACCAUUGCAACUGGAAUAGCUAUUAAAGCAACUAUACUAAAGUUUGUCAAAUCCAAAGAGCAUAGUGGAUUUAAAAACCAUAUUUUCAAGAAUAUUAAGACUUUCAUUUUAAGUAUGCAAUUGUAUUCUAGACUUAAAGUCUUGAAAAAUAAUUGAAAUGAAAUUGUUCUUGAUUGCAACACAAAGUCCAAAACAUAUACAUGUAUAUCAAAAUUGACAAACGACAAACAAAAUUAUUUUCAAUCAGAAAUGCUAAACCAGAUUAUUGCUUGCAUUUUUAGUUCAUUAAAAAUUGAUGAGAAAUUGUUGAAUCAAAGAGAGAUGUUUCUGGAAUAUGGCAGCAGAAUGAUAUGGGAUGAUCACUUUAUGCAAGACUUGUGUGCCUUUUGAUUUGCAGUUUAUUCUGCAGUUUAUUUUCUUUUGUCAGAAUGAAAACAUGCGAACGGUUCCAAGUAUUUCCAUAGUAACCAGCAUUGAAUUGUAUUGGAAAACCAGGCCUGCCAAUGAGGUCAUUAUAAUUGUGGUCCUCAAAAGAUGUCCUUGGUGUAGAACACCACUACAGUGAUGCAAAAUUCUUCUGAUUAUGUAACAGCUUUGAUUGUUGGUGAUUUUUUUUUCAUCAGAAAAUUCAACUUUGUAGCAAAGCUACUGCAAAUAAAUACAUAGAAAUGGUCAUUCUCUAAACUUUCCAAAUUCCAUUAACAUGAUUAAUACCAUAUCUAAUUUGACCUCUCUAUGAAUCAGAAACGAAAAUGGGUAGUGUUUAAUCUGGUGUAAUAAAUUACCAACCAAAUACAAAAAUUAAUUAAAGCAUUCCAAGUUUGGCACUUAAAGAUGCAUUCCCCUGUGGUAUAAGCGAGUUUUACCUCAAAAAAUAUUUGUCUUUAUUUCAGUUUCUAUUUUGCUAGAAAUGUAAAAGUUAUUCACUUUUGAAUGAAACAUUGGACAAAAAAAUUCACCAACGUUUACUUAUUGAAUUAUGUCUGCACAAAAUUGGAAUGAUUGCAUGGCUGCCAAACAAUACUUGGGCUGUCGAGGGCGGAAUCAAAAUGAAAGCCCUCUUUGAGAGGGUUGCAGACGUCUGAUAUCAGAACAUACAAAUUUAAAAUUUGUGAGGAGAAAAAUCCAAGAGCACAGGGUAUGCAUCUUUAAGUGCUUUGAUUAGUGAGUAUCUAUCUGAAUAAAAUACUUCACCAAUGAUUAAACAUAAUGUGU